AUGACCCAACCACCAACAUUAUCAAUUAACCUACCGUUAGGUAAUCUAACAAUACCUGUUCGUAUGUCACCAUCUUAUAUACCAUCAACAAUUAUAUCACCAUCAGUAACUACUACUAUUACUUCAUCAUCAUCAUCAUCUAUUGUACCACCACCACCACCAUAUCAUACAAUAAACUUAAAUACCAUAUCAUGUGAUACCGAUAUUGAUGUUGUUGGAAUUACUGAUGUAGCACGUGAUGUACAUCUUGAUGAUGACGAUGACGAUGAGCAAUAUGAUAAGCCAUUGGAUUUAUCGCUUAAAAAACGUGAAAUGCGUUGUUUACCGUCAUGCUCAUCUGUUCUUAAACCUCAACCUCGACCAAGUGUUAUACGAAAUGGUUAUGGUAUAUUUUAUUCUCUUUUCUUUUUCGUUUUUUAG
Molecule: messenger RNA, 420 nt
Organism: Loa loa (African eye worm)
Lineage: Eukaryota; Metazoa; Nematoda; Chromadorea; Rhabditida; Onchocercidae
Exons: 2
Coding region: 1-420 (139 amino acids)
Source: RefSeq, a predicted model, not a curated record